AUGGCUUCUCCAUUAAUCAUUGAGAGUAGAGUCUCUUCAAUAGCAUCCUUAUCUUCUCCUCCGCCUCCUUAUUCUCUCUCCUUCCCUCUUCCUCCCUUACGAAACUAUGACGUUUUCCUCAGCCACAGAGCUAAGGACACUGGAUGUAGUUUCGCGGCCGAUCUCCAUAAAGCUUUGACAUCUCAAGGAAUUGUAGUUUACAGAGACCACGAAAACGAAGAAGGGAGAGGGAAACCGUUAGUGGAGAAGAUGAAAGCGGUGGAAGAAUCGAGGUGUUCGAUCGUGAUUUUUUCAGAGAACUAUGGGAAUUUGGUUUGCAUGAAGGAAAUAGAGAAGAUAGUAAUGUGUAAAGAGUUGAUGGAUCAAUUGGUUCUUCCCAUAUUUUACAAAAUAGAUCCAACCAAUGUGAGGAAGCAAAAGGGGAACUUUGAGAAGCAUUUUAAUGAACAUGAAGCAAAUCAUGAGAUUGAUAUUGAAGAAGUUGAAAGCUGGAGGAAGGGAUUCAUAUGCAAGGGGUGGAAACCCAGCCUUCAACAAAACCAACGAUGGAGAAGGAGAAGGAUUUCAAUUUGGAGACAAGGUGUGGAAACCAAGCCUUCAACGAAACUAACAACGGAGAACGAUAAGGGAUUUGGAGGCAAAGUGUGGAAACCGAGCUUCCAACAAAACCAAAGACGAAGAAGGAGAAGGAAAUCAAAGGAAAAGGGUGGAAACCGAGCAUUCAAUGAAACCAAUGACAGAGAAGGACAAGUGUUUGACAUAUGGGAUUCGGAGAAGGCAUUCAGAAAACGAAAAAGUAGACGGGAACAAAGAGAUGGGAACAAAGAAAGGGCUUGGAGAGAAGGGAGAAGGAUUACGAGAAAGAGGGAGAAGGAUUAA
Molecule: messenger RNA, 879 nt
Organism: Cucumis melo (muskmelon)
Lineage: Eukaryota; Viridiplantae; Streptophyta; Magnoliopsida; Cucurbitales; Cucurbitaceae
Product: disease resistance protein RPV1-like
Exons: 2
Coding region: 1-879 (292 amino acids)
Biological process (GO): signal transduction
Source: RefSeq, a predicted model, not a curated record